UCUGUGACCGGCUCCCGGUCAGGCCCCGCUAGCGUGGCCGACCGCUCCGCCGGACUUGUUGGUCCUGCCCCCUUCGCGGGGGUGUGACCUAACGGGGAAGGGGGCUAGCAGCGCUUCUCGGCCGCUGUCAUUGUUCGGCUCCUCUCGCCUCCGGGCCGCCUCAGACGUAAGGACAGAGGGGGAUCGCCAGGCGUUGACCGCAAACCCCGAGAGCGUUCAGGAUGUCCAGGGAGCAGCAGGCAGUGGCUCGUGCCAGGAAAGCCUUCGAAACGGGCAGGUCCAGAUCCUUAGAGCACCGCAUCCGCCAGCUGAAGAACCUCCAGCGGUUAUUCACCGAGAAACAGAAAGAGAUUUCAGAUGCCAUCAAGAAAGAUCUCAAUAAGAGCGAGGUGGGGACCCAGCUGUACGAGACCCUGGGUCUGGAGGGGGAGAUCAGCCUGGCCAUCAGGAAGCUGAAGGAGUGGGCGGCCCCUCGAACCGUGGAGAAGAACCUGCUGACCCUCUCGGACACCGUCUACAUCAAGCCGGAGCCGCUGGGAGUGGUGCUGAUCAUCGGGGCCUGGAACUACCCCUGGGCCGUCACCAUCCAGCCGCUCAUCGGAGCCAUUGCCGCCGGCAAUGCAGCGGUGGUGAAGCCCUCUGAGGUCUGUGUUCACACUGCAAAGGUCAUGGAAGACCUGCUGCCAGUUUACAUCGACAAAGAGCUUUACCCUGUAGUAACCGGAGGAGUGUCAGAGACCCAGGAGCUGCUGCGCCAGCGGUUUGAUCACAUCUUCUACACCGGCAACAGCGUGGUGGGCAAACUGAUUAUGGAGGCUGCCGCCAAACACCUGACACCUGUCACCCUGGAGCUGGGCGGAAAGAGCCCCUGCUACAUUGACAAAAACUGUGACAUAAGGGUAGCCUGCAGACGCGUCACCUGGGGAAAGUACACUAACUGUGGUCAGACCUGCAUCGCCCCAGACUACAUCCUUUGCGAGCCCAGCAUCCAGGACCAGGUCAUCGAAGAGGUCAAGAAUUCCAUUAAGGAUUUCUACACAGACAACCCAAAGACCUGCCCUGACUAUGGACGCAUCAUCAACCAGCGCCACUUCAAGAGGAUAAUGGCCAUGUUGGACGACAGCACCGUCGCUGUAGGAGGAGACAACGACGAGUCAGACUGCUACAUAGCCCCCACAGUUCUGCGUGACACGAAGCCAGAGGCGAAGGUGAUGCAGGAGGAGAUAUUUGGACCUCUGCUUCCCAUCUUGCCGGUCAGCGGUCUGGAUGAAGCGAUCAAGUUUAUCAAUAAGGGAGAGAAACCUCUGGCCCUCUACGUCUUCACACCGGAUGACAAGGUGAUAAAAAGAAUGGUAGAUGAGACCUCCAGCGGAGGACUGCUGGCCAACGACUGCCUUGUACACUAUUCUGUCAGCUCUCUGCCCUUCGGAGGAGUGGGAAACAGUGGUAUGGGUUGCUACCACGGCAAGUUCAGCUUUGACCAGCUGAGCCACCUGCGUAGUUGCCUCAUCAAAAAGCUGAACAUGGAGGGGGUGAACAGCAUGCGGUACCCGCCUCACACGCCGAAGAAACUUGGCUGGGCGCGCUUCUUCAUCCUGAAGAACAUAGACCUGGGCUGGAUCGGGCGGGUGGCGCUCCUAGCCGUCCUGGCUGCGGUGGCUGCUGCUGUGCUACAGAAGUAUCUCCUUUGAAGACAUCCUGCUGCUUUCCAGACAACAAAUCGGUUGUUUCCUUGACCCUUUUGGACCAAGGAGAAGAAUCGACAAGUUUCAGCGUAAAUCAAAUCAACAUCCGCAAGCACCGCUGGAACAUUUCGGGCGUUCUCUCACUACAUUUUACGUUUCAAUAACAGAGUCAGAUGUUGCACGUAGAGAACAAAUCAUUAUCAAAUCAUUAUCACGAAGCUAAUUAUUUAUUCUCAUCUAAGGCUCUUACAUUUGUAUUAAGCAUUACUCUGUUCCAUUUCAACCUUUUAGACCUGUUUUGCACACUUAAAAUUUUUUAAACAUACUUAUAUACUUUAUGACAUACUUUAGAAUAUACAAUACAAGGCAGAUGUUGUGCCAUGAAUGAUUUUAAAUUUUGUAACGCAAUGCCUACAGCUACAGUAUGACUUACACUACGAUGUCAGGUUUCUUCAUUUUGUAAUGAGUAUGAACAACUUUUACUAACAGCACAAUCAGUGCUCAUCGCUGAAGGGCAGAAAAAUCGGAGCUAGUAAUAUUUUACUAACCUGUAAAUUUUUUUUAUCACAAUGAGAGUUUUCAUUUUGUAGGAAGUUGCCUACAGAUCGAUUUUGAUUCCAUUCCAUUUCAAUGAUGACGGAUUGAAGGUACUUGAUCGUUUCUGCCCAGACGGCAGAGAAGGAGAUGAGAAGUGCAGUCCGUCUCGGAGACCUCAGGGUUCGAACCCAGGGUUUUGAGUCAUGUUUGAGCUGACUGCAACUUGUCAGUAUCAAACAGGAUCAUAUGAAGGACGUUUUUAUUUCAUCUUCCUAAACCGCCAAAUGCCUCUAACAAAUGUAUGUAACUUGUUUAAUUGUUUAACAACAGUAGUUGCUAAAUGUUUUUUUUUUUUUUUUUUAAAUC
Messenger RNA from Xiphias gladius (swordfish), 2588 nucleotides. RefSeq names its product aldehyde dehydrogenase 3 family, member A2b (gene aldh3a2b). Gene Ontology annotation, cellular component: cytoplasm. Gene Ontology annotation, molecular function: aldehyde dehydrogenase (NAD+) activity. The coding region runs from base 222 to 1691 and encodes 489 amino acids. The record is from RefSeq and is a predicted model, not a curated record. The transcript has 11 exons. NCBI's taxonomy places the organism in Eukaryota, Metazoa, Chordata, Actinopteri, Istiophoriformes, Xiphiidae. Gene Ontology annotation, biological process: aldehyde metabolic process.